CAGAGAAAACCAAUUGAGGACAUCUCUGGCUGAGAAUGAACUGAAGUUAUCUUGGUGUAAGACUGUGACCAAGCUUGGAUAGGCGUGCCGUGCGCAAUGGCGACUCGUCAGAAGAAGAUUAUAUUUACAUUCGGAGGAAUUCUGUGUUUCGGCUGCGUAAUGAUGGUGGCAGCUGCGAUGGGGACCCGAUUUUGGGUGAAGGCGACUGUUCUGUGUAUCACAGGUGCUGAGUUGGUGAACGCAUCGCAGCCAGAGCUUGAUAAAUUUAUUGGCAAUGUGAGUUAUGGACUUUUCCAUGGAGUGCGAGUGAAACAGUGUGGACUGGGUGGUAGACCGUUUCGCUUUUCAUUUUUUCCAGACCUGUCGGACGCCAUCCCUGUGAACCUGCACAUCAGCGUGAUCUUCUUCUGUGGUGUCCUCAUCCUCUUCUCCUGCAUCUGCACGGCCUUCUUCAUGUACAACGCCUUCGGACACCCCUACGAGACCCUGCACGGACCCCUGGGACUCUACCUCUGGAACUUCAUCAGCUGUUUCUGCAGCUGCCUGGUGAUGAUCCUGUUCGCCUCAGAGGUGAAGAUCCAACGCCUGUCCGAGCGCAUCGCCAACUUCCGGGAGGACCGGUUCCGCUACGAUACGUUCUCGGAGCAGUACGACCGCUCCUAUUGGCUCAUCUCCUUCACCUUCCUGGUCCACGGCUUCAACAUCCUGCUCAUCCGAUUGGCUGGCUUCGAGUUCCCCUUCCAGGACGCCAAAGAGACGGAGCUGGGCACUGGGGCCUCUGAUCUCAUGUACUAGCAGCCACUAACAGAUUUCAAUGGGCCCAGGACAAAUUAAUCUAAGAGGGCCCCUUCUUUCAAUACAUAGUGUACAAUGCACUGAGGACCCAAUUGCCCUUUGAUUACGGCCUGGGUGACCCGGUUGCCACUGCAGGGCUCAUGAUGCCCGAGUAACAGCCUUAGAACCAUACCAUGUUAAAACCCUGAGGAGCAGAACAAAAGAUUUGGAGGAGCCACCCAGUUUGAGUGAGAGACAGACUGCUUUCAUCAUUUGGGGCAACAGAAAAGAAAACCUGCUAUGUACUCAGGAUGGCAACAGUGAAUUGGCCAUGGCAGUUUCUUCAGUGAGAGACUUGAGCACUGUAAAGACUUGGUUUCCUAGCCUUCCAUACUAUCUGAUUUUUACACUAUUUUGGGGGAAGUAUUUUGGGACUCCCCCAAAACUCUCUCAUUCAUGUUGCUGAGCAAGCAAGUGUGUUACACUUUAUGUGAUGCUGGCGUCAAAUGGAUGACAUAACAGGGUCAUA
Molecule: messenger RNA, 1303 nt
Organism: Engraulis encrasicolus (European anchovy)
Lineage: Eukaryota; Metazoa; Chordata; Actinopteri; Clupeiformes; Engraulidae
Gene: clrn1
Product: clarin 1
Exons: 3
Coding region: 97-795 (232 amino acids)
Biological process (GO): equilibrioception; sensory perception of sound
Source: RefSeq, a predicted model, not a curated record